Molecule: messenger RNA, 1081 nt
Organism: Ochlerotatus camptorhynchus
Lineage: Eukaryota; Metazoa; Arthropoda; Insecta; Diptera; Culicidae
Product: inorganic pyrophosphatase-like
Exons: 3
Coding region: 58-852 (264 amino acids)
Biological process (GO): phosphate-containing compound metabolic process
Cellular component (GO): cytoplasm
Molecular function (GO): inorganic diphosphate phosphatase activity; magnesium ion binding
Source: RefSeq, a predicted model, not a curated record
UCUCAACCACCCACACUCUUUCUUUCAGAAACCGAGGACGCCCAAUCGAUCUCGCCUAUGCAUGACAUUCCGCUGUACGCCAACGAUGCCAAAACGGUGUUCAACAUGGUUGUAGAGGUACCUCGCUGGACCAACGCCAAGAUGGAAAUCUCUCUGGGCGAUCCUCUGAACCCCAUCAAGCAGGACGUCAAGAAAGGCAAGUUACGGUUCGUAGCCAACUGCUUCCCUCACCACGGAUACAUCUGGAACUACGGAGCACUACCGCAAACGUGGGAAAAUCCCGACCAUCUGGACCCGAACACCGGUUGCAAGGGUGACAACGAUCCAAUCGAUGUGUUGGAAAUCGGCUCUCGUGUGGCCAAGCGCGGUGAGGUUGUCCAGGUUAAGAUCCUCGGAACGGUCGCCUUGAUUGACGAGGGUGAAACCGACUGGAAGAUUAUCUCAAUCGAUGUGAACGAUCCGGUCGCUGAUCAGCUGAACGACAUCAAUGAUGUGGAUAAGGUGUUUCCGGGAUUGCUCAAAGCCACGGUUGAAUGGUUCAAGAUUUACAAGAUUCCGGACGGCAAACCGGAGAACCAGUUUGCAUUCAACGGAGAGGCUAAGGAUGCUGCUUUUGCGACCAAGGUAGUUGAGGAAACCCACAAAUUCUGGGAAACAUUGAUCAAUAAGACAGUGGAAGUUAUCGGCAUCUCUUGUUUGAACACGAUGGUUGAGGGAUCUCCCUAUCUGGUGGCCGCUGAUGCUGCCGAAGAGCUGUUGACUAAGAGCUCCAAUGAAGGAAAGUCCGAGCCCCACAGCGAUGUCAUUUACAAGUGGCACUUCCGCGAAGAGAAUUCCUAUUCAAAGUUGUAGUUCUGCGUUAUCAUCUCCCCGACGAGACCACGCAUUCCCACUAAUGUACGUUGGAACAAACGAACCGCAAUUGACGUCUCCACGCUGCUUACCGUAGAAUUAUGUAAUAUUUAUUUCAUCGUGACUUUUCGGUGGAUAUGGUCUAGAAAAGGUUGAUUAUCUGUUAAUUUUAAUAGCUCGGUUUAAUUUAGUAGUGCAAGUAAAUCAACGACCUGAAUGCUUUUAUGAA